GAAUUUCAAUUUUCAAUAUAAUAUUGUAAAUAAGCUUCGUAGAAUCGUAUUUCGUUUUGUCAUUAGAAAUUUAGGAUUAAGGCAUUUUAAUUUUUAUUAUACAUUCUGGCGUUCCGCUGACGUUUUGUAAAAUUGUAUUACAGAUUUCGUAGUCUUAAAUAAUAUUUUAGUAAAAUGUUCAAGACCAUAAGGUAUCUGUCCCAGCUCUCAUCAAUCGUUUCAACUGGAUUACGAUCUUCAGUUUUAAACAGAUAUUUGGUUCGGAGUAUCUACUAUCAAUGUCGACAGCCGAUUCUUGCAAAUAAAUUGUUAUGUGUCAACAUAGACAGACGUUACAAACGUACAAAAAAAGAAAAUGACCAAGAUUCUGACGAUGAAUUCGAUUUAGAAAUGGACGAAUCCAGUCAACUGGUUAAAUUUAGGACCAGUACGAUGAGAAUGGAUACUGUUCUAAAACAUGCACUAGGAAAGUCUAGAAAUAAAAUUGAAGUAGCUUUUUAUGAAAGUCGUAUCCGUGUGAAUGGAGAAAAAGUACAGAAGAAAAGCCAUGCAAUAGAAGUAGGGGAUGAGGUGGAUCUAGUGAAAGGUCCUAGUCCAAAUAAUCCAGAUUUUCUUUUAGUAUCAAGAGUAGAAGUAUUAUCUGCCAAAUUAGAUGGAGAUGAAUUUGAAGUGAAAUUAAAAAAGUAUAAAAGUCUUUUGAUAAAUAAUUAUGAAAAUAAAUGGAAAUCGCAACCAUAAAAAUAUA
This is a messenger RNA of Melanaphis sacchari, 745 nucleotides long. RefSeq lists its product as uncharacterized. The record is from RefSeq and is a predicted model, not a curated record. Gene Ontology annotation, molecular function: RNA binding. The coding region runs from base 175 to 738 and encodes 187 amino acids. The transcript is spliced from 3 exons. Lineage: Eukaryota; Metazoa; Arthropoda; Insecta; Hemiptera; Aphididae.